ACGAAAAACGGGACCUUUAAAGAUUUUAUAAUUCUCUUCAUUUUGGUGCAGCCAUGCAUCAAGAAAUCAUUGUUUGUGGUUUCAAAGGAAGAGAAGUAAUAAAAAGAUAAUUUUUAAGAGAUGAUCUGAUUUCUAACUGAAUGUUGUUUAGUUAGAUGUUUAAUUUUUAUAUUCAGUAGUAAUGUUUUAAAAUGUUAGUGUUAACACUAUGUUAUCAACAUCUUGUUAAACUUUUAAUUGAGUAUCUGUAACAGUAGCGUAUAGCUGACCACUUGAGCCACACACAGAUCUCAACAUUCAGCAUGCAAACCACAACAAUGGUGACAAUACAAUUUUAUUUAAAGUAAAAUAAGUACUCUCUACAGUUCUUCUUUUAGUUAGUAGUACUCUCAUGUAAGUGAACUAUACUAACAAAGCUUUUGUCAGUACAACAUACUAUUCUUCUUUCACUUUACUUGAAGAAAAUGUGGAAACCGAUUGCACAUAGUUUUUUAAGUCUACGUAGCAUAAAAUGGCAGAUUAAAGCCAUGUUGAGAAUAAUAGUAUUUAAGAUGUUUGCAGAACACAAUAUAACACUGUUAGUUAAAUGGAAUUUCUCGUGUAAUCUUACUAUUAAAUCUUAAGUAAGAUUAGUAAAUAUUCUAGAGUAUGUUAACUAGAAUUGACAUUAAACUAACUUGAUAUUUAUUACUUAAUUUACUUGGGAAGAGUUAGAUUUCUUUACUUUUAAUAGAUUAUUAAUUUAACUUCAUUUUGCGUUGCAAAAAUAAGGCAAUCGGUUUCCAAACUUUUUUUAAGUAAACUGAACUUGUUAGAAUUUACAGUGUACAGCUCUAACAUGUUGAAUAUGUUCGAAGGUGUUGGAAUAUAUGAGAAUGUCGUCUAUAUAUACAAUGACCCAAUGGUUGAGCAUGUCCCGGAAGACAUCGGUGACGAAUGACUGGAACACAGAAGGACUGUUGGCCAAUCAGAACAGCAUAACAAGGGUUUCAAAGUGACCAGUGGCUGUGGAGAAGGCUGUCUUCCAUUCAUCACCCUCUCUGAUGCGAAUCAAGUUGUAGGCACUCUGAAGAUCCAGUUUGGUGAAAUAUUUGGCCCUUCUUAAUUGCUCGAGAGCUGCGGGUACCAAAGGCAAGUUGAUUACAGAAUGUUGUAAUAACAAAUCAUGAAAAUAAUUUUUUAUAGUAUGAUAAUCAAAAACUAAGAAGAUUGAAGAAUCUAUCUAUCUGUCUAUCUAUCUGUAUACUGGAUAUGCUUAUAUGCAUAUAACGCUUCUGAUAUCUCAAGCAGAAGAUCAGGACUGACUGGGUGUGUCUGUAGUCUGUGAAAUCGAGUCAUUUCUCUGGAGCAGCAGUUGUGUAGAGUCAUGCCUUUUUGUGGCUUCAUCUCUCCAGUCCAUGCAUAGGAUUUAGCUUAUAUUUGUGGUAAUUGGAAUUUUUGGAUUUGGUUAUUUUGGCAACUUCUUCACAGGUUUACCGUAGUCAACCGGAUCUGGGCCGUAAGGUGAGAUUGAGGACCUAUGCCUUGACACGACCACAAUGCACCCCUGAAGUAUCAGCAGAGAUUAAGUCAACUAGAUCAUCCAUUGUGAAGGCCUCAUCGACUCGACAGCCAGUGGCACAGCUCAUCAACAAACCAUCCAUACCAGCAUGAUGAAUACGAACCUCAACUAAAUUGAACCUGAAUUCCCGACCCAACCAUGGGGCAUCAGAAUGAAUGGAAUAACACGAAUAACUGCACCAUCAGUGAAUUCAAGAACACCGUCUACCCAAUUGUCUAUCUGUUCAUCUUUUCCCUUGGGCUUGUUGGCAACCUCAUGUCCCUGUUCUUCUUCAUUUCCUCUGCAUUGAGAAGAAAGGCAUCUUUUUCUCCAGUCAACAUCCUCAUGCUCAAUCUCCUUAUAUCUGAUCUGAUGAUGGUGUGCUCUUUGCCCUUCCGAGCCGCUUACUAUCUCAUGAAAUCCGACUGGGUCUUCGGAGACAUCACCUGUCGGAUCAUGUCCUACAUCUUCUAUAUCAACAUGUAUGGCAGUGUCUACUUCCUCACGGUUCUGAGCAUGGUUCGCUUCAUGGCCAUCGUGAAGCCAUUCGCAUACGUGCGCUGGCAAAAUUCUCGGAGAGCCUGGGCAAUAAGUAUCGUCAUCUGGCUGAUCGUAUCCCUGAUGUCCAUCCCGCUUCUGGCAACUGGAACUUGGGAAGAGUCUGGACAGAUCAAAUGCCUGGAACUGAACCCGUCCAAUUUGAAGAUCAUUAUCGUGUUGAAUCGAUGCGUCUUCUUUUUAGGCUUCAUUAUGCCCUUCGCGGUCAUUUCGGUCUGUUACAUUUUUGCGGCCUUCUAUUUGCUUAAGCUCAAGAAGACCAGGCAGAAUAAAAGAUCUCAGUUGAAUCACAAGAAGUCCUGUUCUCUCGUGAUCAUAGUUCUGCUGAUUUUCCUCACGUGCUUUAUGCCGUAUCACGUCGUCCGAACUCUGUUUUUGGAGGCGGAGAUGAACAUUAGAAACAAAGGUUACGGAGAGUCCUGCCAUUAUAUUCAAAGCCUGAGAAAGGCUGCGGUCAUCACACACUGUCUGGCUUCCGGAAACAGUUGCUUGGAUCCGCUGCUUUUCUUUUUCGUAGGGGAAAACUUUAUUAGCUUUUUGCGACAGAAGACAGAGUUAGGAUAAUUGAACAGAAUGUGAAAGUGUCGUAGAAGAUAAACAGUGAUACAGAGCAACGAUUCAGACGGAUAUAGAGUGCCUGGAACCUGUUGGGACUUGAGAGGGAAAUUCCUGGAAAAAAACUAUAUCUGUGUUGGAUCUGUGGUCCCAUGCUGGAAGAACUCGAUUAACCUCCAGAAAGCCACAAUAUCCAUGUUUCCAUGAACUGAGCUAAUGUGAAUAUUGCAUAAAACAUUACAAUAGCGAAUAAAGCAGUGUUUGUGUUCAAAAGAACAAAAUAGGUAAUUUACCAAAUCCUUCUGAGGACAGACUUCGUCUCUGGAAUUUCAGAAUGACUAAAACACAUUAGAUGCACAGUUGCCAACUCUUGCAAGACAAAUAAGCAACCGCAGCUUCAAAAACAAGCCCAAAACAAGCCCAAUGUUAUUAUAUUAAUUAUUAUAAUCAAUAUUAUUUAUUAUAAAUUCUUAUCAAUAAAUGAGUCUGCAACAUAUUAAACUGAAACCACUCAGAGUUUGUAAAGCAAAAACACGUUAUUUUACAAAAAUCAUCAAAUUACAACAAAGCAGGAGGGUAUGCACUAUAUCCUCCGAUCAGCUGUGAACAGAAUAGGUUUGGAGAUGGAAAAGAAAAAGUGACGUGAAGGCCAAAUAUGGUGGCCUUCAAAUAUGGAAUUUGUCACCUGCAUUUAACCCAUCCAAGUUAGUGUUAGCUAUGCUGAAAAUGUAUCGUUUAAUGUGUUAUUUGAUUUAAAUGAUGUUUAUCAUGACGCUAACUAAUUAGCAUCGUAUGCUUAGUGUGUACCAGAGUGGGAGAAGCUGUCGCCCUGUUGCUCCACUGAUUAUUUCCCCUAAUUACAGGUAUGUUAAUCAAUCAGUUCUGUUUCAAAAAGAAAAGAGAUUUAGUUGACUGAUAAUGAAUGUAUAUUGUACAGAGAGUGUGUUAUGGGAGAAAGAAUCGGAUUUAAUUGUUUAUGCUGUCUGUGACGCACGUGGUGCGGCCUGCACAUACGGUGCUGAAUAUAUCCCAUGUUUUGAUACAUAAUGUGUGAAACAUGGGUUUAUACAUACAAAUGGUAUUAUAAUUGUUACUUGUUUUAUUAUAGGAUGUUAUAUCGUAUAAAUAUUUGAAUUAAUGCAUGUUAAUAAUGUAAUAUAGAUAUUGUAUUUUAUAUAAUAUUGUAAUAUACUAAUUAUUUUAUAUUAUACACUACUGUAAUAUAUUUAUUGUAAUAGAUUAAGAAUAUUGAUCUAAUGUAUAAGAAAAACAAGAUAUUUAUAUAUUAUAAGCAGUAUAAUUUAUCUACAUUUAUAUCAUUCUUUUCCGUUAUUGUAUAAUAUCAGUCUACUUGUGUAUGGCCGAUGACGCAUGUGCUUUUCGCUUCUCCCCACAAAAUAUUCUGUGUGUACCAGAGUGGGAGAAGCUGUCGCCCCGUUGCUCCACUGAUUAUUUCCCCUAAUUACAGUGCUGAAGCUCAUCGAGUGGUCGUGUGAGAGUGACCGGUCCAGACACGCUACACUGACAAUGUUUGUAAAAAUGUGUGUGCCAUGUGUGGAUGUAGUUUUAAAGGAUUAGUUCACUUUCAAAUUAAAAUUUCCUGAUAAUUUAC
Megalobrama amblycephala (Wuchang bream) is the source of this 4265-nucleotide messenger RNA. Its product is annotated as cysteinyl leukotriene receptor 2-like. Gene Ontology annotation, biological process: G protein-coupled receptor signaling pathway. Gene Ontology annotation, molecular function: G protein-coupled receptor activity. NCBI's taxonomy places the organism in Eukaryota, Metazoa, Chordata, Actinopteri, Cypriniformes, Xenocyprididae. Bases 1700 to 2662 code for a protein of 320 amino acids. The record is from RefSeq and is a predicted model, not a curated record. The transcript is spliced from 3 exons. Gene Ontology annotation, cellular component: plasma membrane.